Molecule: messenger RNA, 1419 nt
Organism: Leishmania major strain Friedlin
Lineage: Eukaryota; Euglenozoa; Kinetoplastea; Trypanosomatida; Trypanosomatidae
Exons: 1
Coding region: 1-1419 (472 amino acids)
Source: RefSeq, a predicted model, not a curated record
AUGGAAUCGAAGGCCAGCCUCCCACCACACUAUGCGUGCCUUGGUGUAGACCCAUCCAUCAACUCCGUGGACUUGGCGCGGCAAUACAAGAAACUGUCGCUGCAACUGCAUCCAGACCGGGCAGCCUAUCGCGACGACGCCGCCAAUGAGAUGCACGUGCAGGCACGCUAUCAGCGCAUCACGGAGGCCUACGCGGUUCUGUCGGACCCAGAGAAGCGUAGAGCGUACGACGCGAAGCACGGUGUCAACUUUCAAUCGCGUCUGGCGCGCUUGCAGACCGUCAUUGGUCAUCACAACACUAUGGCGACGCAGCGCAGCACGACGAGCUGUAAGACGGCCUGUUUGGCCUCCACAUCCUCUCCUACGACUGAUGAGCAUGACGCGCAGCACCUGCAUGCUGCAUCGCACAAGGAUUCUGCAGAGCGCACGGUUGGCGAUGACGACGAUGAAGACUAUGACCCCAACGACGUCCUCGCCCCGCCACGUGGUGCGCCGCAUCAAGGCCGCUCAAGUGACUUUUAUAGCGACGAUAGCCGUGAUGCACAUGGAGAGGGCGACUACAUCGCCCGUCUGUUCAGCUUACAUCUGCGCGUCGGUGCUGAGGCGGCGCCAAAGACACGCAACGGGGUGCCCGUGGUGCAGUACCAGGCUAUCACGCUUACCCGCGCGUACAGCCCACCAGAAUCGCCCUACGCCCGCACGUGGGGUCUCGUCUUCAAAAAGAACGAGCUCGUGGACCUUGAUGGCGAAAACCUGGAGGAGCUGGCGCGCAUCACCGGCCUCGCUGCCGUGCCGUUCCCGUCUGUGGUGCAGCAGAUCAACGACACAAUGGUGGUACCGACGACAGACGUGCCGCGGCUGCUAUCUCGCCUCUACGAAGCAGAGUCCACACGGGGCUCAGCGGUGAGCCCUGCCACGGGCCAAACGGCGUCGAUCAAUACUGACGCACCUUCGGGCCAGAGUGAAAAAGUGUGUGAGGUGUGCGAGGAGGCCCCGGCCGACUCUUCACCGUCCUCCUCGACAGAACACCUCUACAUGGUCUUGGCCUAUAGCACCGUGGCGUACGAUCUCGUUGGUAAGGUACACUUGCUAGGCGAUGAUGACGUGAUCAACCGUUUGGUGCCGUCUUGGUGCAUUGCCCCACAACUGAGUCCGCUCAUGCCGGAUGCAACCGUCCUGUGUGUAAACAACACGCACGUCCGCUCCGCCGCGGAGUUGCGCGCGGCUCUGCGUGCGGCGGUGCUCGAUGGAGAGGACGAGGGCCCCAUGCAGGCGGUGAAGCGAGCUCGUAAAUCGCGCGCUGUUGUUGUGGAGUUUUGCCAGCUUCCGUUUCUGUGCUCGGGCUCGUCGCUUGAGAAUGUGUCCCUGCCCCUCCCCCUCACCACCACCACCACCACCACGCCUAGACUUGGCGUCUGA